UGUGGAAGGAAAUGUAUUAGUACAAUCGAAGAAAAAGCUUAGUCGAUCAUGUAUGGUCUCCAUGGAUUUAAUCGUACCGCUAAGGAUACAAAAAUGAAAUCUUAUAUUGGCCUAAUUGAUGUAGCAGAAUUGGUCUGUCUUAUUUCUCUUGCGCUAUAAAAUUCCUCAUGCAAAGGUGUAUUUAGGAACGAAAAAAGGUUAACAGUAGAGAGUGAUGGAAGUGGGAAACAGAUAUGUGACAGUGAAGAAUCAGUUAGAGAGAGAUGAAGAACCAAAAGAGACAGAUUUUGAAUUCAAGACUAGUACCAUUUCACUUGCAUCAUUGAACUGUGACGAAGUUACAGUUCAGAAUCUUUAUGUAUCAAUUGAUCCAUACCAAAUCAAUAGAAUGAAGAAGCAAAGUUCUUCUCAUAAAGCCAUUAACUUCGCUUUUGCUCUUUCUCCCGGCCAAGCAAUCGAUGCUUAUGGUGUUGGGAGGGUUGUGGCAUCUACAAACUCUAGAUUUGAAAAAGAUGAUUUGGUUGCAGGACUACUAGGGUGGGAACAAUACAGCUCAAUACAAGGAGAAUUCAAGCUAAGCUUUCUAAGGAAGUUAGAAACCACAAUGGAUCUCCCACUGUCUCACCAAGUUGGAGUCCUAGGAUUAAGUGGGUUAACAGCUUAUGGUGGAUUCUACAAGGUUGGUAGGCCUAAAAAAGGAGACAAAGUUUUUGUUUCUGCAGCUUCUGGAUCAGUAGGAAAUCUAGUGGGACAAUAUGCCAAAUUAUCUGGUUGCUAUGUCGUUGGUUCUGCAGGAAACAAGCAAAAGGUAGAAAUGCUUAAAGAUAAACUCGGUUUUGAUGAUGCAUUCAACUAUAAGGAUGAACCUGAUCUUAGCUCAGCGCUUCAAAGGUACUUCUCGGAUGGCAUAGACAUAUACUUUGAUAACGUAGGUUCAAGGAUGUUAGAAGCUGCCAUUGCUAACAUGAACCCGUUCGGUAGAGUGGUUGCAUGUGGUGCGAUGUCUGAAUACACCUAUGAAACAAACCGAGCUUCACCAAAUAUGAUAGAUGUAAUAUACAAGCGCCUAUCUAUUCAAGGAUUCAUAACUCCUGAUUACAUGAAGAAUUACGCUGAAUUCGCAUCAAUUACAUCCGAUUACAUUCACAAUGCUAAACUACAUGUCUUGGAAGAUAUCUCAAUUGGUCUUGAGAGUAUUCCCUCUGCUUUUGUUGGAAUCCUUCAUGGCGACAACAUUGGAAAAAAGAUGGUUCAAAUCGUUAAGAAAAACAGCUACCAAGCAAUGUCCUAGAAUGUUGUUGCAUAUGUUCUUCAUGUUGGAGUGAGUUUUUUUCCUGUGAAAUUUUCAGAAUUUUCGCUGUACCGGAAUUGGUUGCUCAAAUAAUACACCAUCCUACGUUGUUUUAAGGAUGUAUUCUUUUCCUUAGUAUA
Papaver somniferum (opium poppy) is the source of this 1431-nucleotide messenger RNA. RefSeq names its product NADP-dependent alkenal double bond reductase P2-like. Lineage: Eukaryota; Viridiplantae; Streptophyta; Magnoliopsida; Ranunculales; Papaveraceae. The record is from RefSeq and is a predicted model, not a curated record. Bases 215 to 1291 code for a protein of 358 amino acids. The transcript is spliced from 5 exons. Gene Ontology annotation, molecular function: oxidoreductase activity, acting on the CH-CH group of donors, NAD or NADP as acceptor.